AUGAUGCGCUUUGUGACAAUGCGGGCGUUUGCGGGGGCGAUGCGCCAGGGAGCGCGGAUGCAGGCGCGUCCGUGGGUGCGCACCGGUGCGGUGACUGCUGGUAUCCUUGGCGCCACUGCGCUUGCUGCGCCGCUGUACCUUGACGCGCCGCCGAGCACCGAGCGCCUGGUGCAGGACAAGGCGACGUCCAUGGCGCUGCCUGCCGAAAUGACCGCAGGGAAGAGCACGCUGCGGCUUGUCGGCCUCGGCGUGCGCACAGUGACAUUCAUCGGAAUCCACGUUUAUGUUGCCGGCAUCUAUGUCGAAGAAGGCGCGCUGGCAGAGUCGAUGCGCUCGCUCGCUCCGCCGGCGGACCUCGAGGCCCAAUUUGCGCAGUGGCUCGAGCGUGGCGUGCCGUGUGCGGUGCGCAUCAUGCCCGUGCGCUCGACCGACUUUAACCAUCUGCGCGACGGCCUCGUGCGCGCGAUCAACGUGCGCGCGAAAGACGCGCGUAAGGAAAGCAGCCCCUACCUGCUGACGCGCGACGCCGAGUCUGUGCUCGCGAGCAACCUGCGCGACCUGAAAGCGCUCUUCCCCAAGAGCUCUGUGCCAAAAGGCAAGAUGCUUGACUUGAUUGUGCAGCGCACUGACAACGCGUACACGCUUACGCUGCAGUUUGACCACAAGCCGCUCGGUACGGUGGUGAGCAAUGUGCCUGCGUCGGUGGCGGCACUUCCCUUUGCGAUGCCGAUGCACCUGCUGCUCGCGUACGUCGGUGUGCGUCCCGACAUUAGUGCGCCGCUGCGUGCGUCGCUCGCGGAUCAUCUCCACUCUUCUCUGCCGUAG
Messenger RNA from Malassezia japonica, 825 nucleotides. RefSeq lists its product as uncharacterized. Bases 1 to 825 code for a protein of 274 amino acids. The record is from RefSeq and is a predicted model, not a curated record. Gene Ontology annotation, molecular function: intramolecular lyase activity. The transcript has a single exon. NCBI's taxonomy places the organism in Eukaryota, Fungi, Basidiomycota, Malasseziomycetes, Malasseziales, Malasseziaceae.